AUGGCAGAGAAGGAGCAUAGUCCAUUGUUUGAGACAAAGAGAGCAAAAGGAAGAGUCUUUUACAAAGUGUUUAGUUUGUCACUGUUUGUGGGGAUAUGCUUCAUCUGGGUUUACAGAGUGAGUCACAUACCCAGAGAAGGUGAAGAUGGAAAAUGGGGUUGGAUUGGGAUGUUCUGUGUUGAACUAUGGUUUGGUCUUUACUGGCUCCUCAGACACCCUUUCAGAUGGAACCCUCGGUUCAGAGAACCUUUCAGAGAUAGACUAUCACAAAGGUAUGAGGAGGUGUUGCCAAAAGUGGACAUAUUUGUGUGCACAGCAGAUCCAGUGAUAGAGCCAGCAGUGAUGGUGAUAAACACAGUGUUAUCAGUUAUGGCUUAUGAUUAUCCACCAGACAAACUCAGUGUGUAUCUUUCAGAUGAUGCUGCAUCAGACAUUACCUUCUAUGCUCUCUUUGAGGCUUCCAUCUUUGCCAAACAAUGGCUUCCUUUCUGCAGAAAAUUCAAGGUCGACCCCACCUCACCUGCUGCUUAUUUCAAGACCAUUGCCUCGUCAACUCAUUCAAGUUCUCAUGCCAAAGAAUUACUCACAAUCAAGAAAUUAUACCAAGAUAUGGAAAGUCGCAUAGAAAAUGCAGGCAAGAUGGGAAGAGUACCUGAAGAACUACACUCAAAGCAUAAAGGAUUUUCUGCUUGGGAUUCUUAUUCUUCUCGAUCAGACCAUGACACAAUUCUUCAAAUAUUACUUGAUGGAAAGGACUCGAGUGCCAAAGAUGUGGAUGGGAAUGUUAUGCCUAUAUUGGUUUAUUUGGCUCGCGAGAAGAGACCUCAAGUUCCACAUAACUUCAAAGCUGGAGCCAUGAAUUCAUUGUUAAGAGUGUCAUCAAUGAUUAGCAACGGGGAAAUUAUCCUUAAUGUAGAUUGUGACAUGUACUCAAACAAUUCCCAGUCUCUAAGGGAUGCACUUUGCUUCUUAAUGGAUGAAGAUCAAGGCCGUGAAAUUGCCUUUGUGCAGACUCCACAGUGUUUUGAGAAUAUCACGAAGAAUGAUAUAUAUGGUGGUGCUCUGCAAGUAGUUUAUGCGAUGGAAUUCCAUGGUAUGGAUGCACUUGGUGGGCCUCUGUAUAUUGGAACUGGCUGCUUUCACAGAAGAGAGAUACUGUGUGGAAGAAAGUUCAAUAACCAAUACAAGAAAGAUUGGAAUGGAUGCAAGAAUAUUGAUCAUAUGAAAGAAGCAAGCUUGCAUGAACUGGAAGAAAAAUCAAAGGCUCUUGCUAGUUGUACCUAUGAGAAAAACACUUUAUGGGGAAAAGAGAUGGGACUGUUAUAUGGCUGCUCAGUAGAGGAUGUGGUGACAGGAUUGUCUAUUAAAUGCAGAGGAUGGAAAUCAGUGUACUAUAAUCCUCAAAGGAGUGCUUUCUUAGGUGUAGCUCCAACCACCUUGCCACAAGUACUAGUUCAACAUAAGAGAUGGUCUGAAGGAGGCUUUCAAGUUUUGCUUUCUAAGUAUAGUCGUGCAUGGUAUGCUUAUGGAUUCAUCAAUCCAGGCCUCCGAAUGGCAUAUUGUUACUAUAACCUAUGGGUGACUCUUUCUUGGCCAACUCUCUAUUACUGCAUCAUCCCUUCACUCUAUCUCCUCAAAGGCAUUCCCUUGUUUCCACAGAUGUCAAGUCCAUGGUUUAUACCCUAUGCAUAUGUCAUGCUUGGCGAUUCCUCUUACUGCCUGAUGGAGUUUUUGUGGUCAGGAGGCACAGUCAAGGGUUGGUGGAAUGACCUACGGAUAUGGCUAUACAAGAGAACAAGCUCUUACCUCUUUGCUUUCGUAGAUACCAUCUUGAAGAUUUUUGGAUUUUCAGAAUCAACCUUUAUAGUAUCUGCAAAGGUGGCAGAAGAAAAUGUUUCCCAACGAUAUGAGAAAGAAGUCAUGGAGUUUGGAAACUCAUCCCCAAUGCUGACUUUACUAGCAACACUUGCAUUGCUCAAUUUGUUUUGCCUUCUUGGCACCUUCAUAAAGCAAGUGUUCAUCAUUGAAGGGGGUCUCAGAAUUUUUGACACAAUGGCAUUGCAAGUUCUACUAAGUGGGGUUUUGGUUCUCAUCAACAUACCUGUGUACCAAGGACUCUUCCUAAGAAAAGACAAGGGAAGAUUACCAAUAUCUGUUGCAGUUCAAUCCACAACAUUGGCUCUAAGUGCAUGUGUCCUCUUCAUUUCCACACGUUAG
Molecule: messenger RNA, 2217 nt
Organism: Sphenostylis stenocarpa
Lineage: Eukaryota; Viridiplantae; Streptophyta; Magnoliopsida; Fabales; Fabaceae
Source: the annotation of a GenBank genome assembly